Molecule: messenger RNA, 642 nt
Organism: Mercenaria mercenaria
Lineage: Eukaryota; Metazoa; Mollusca; Bivalvia; Venerida; Veneridae
Product: heat shock 70 kDa protein 12B-like
Exons: 1
Coding region: 1-642 (213 amino acids)
Source: RefSeq, a predicted model, not a curated record
AUGCUCAAGAUGGAAGCAGAUUUUGAAAGGAAGAAAGUCACAAUCAGUUCAGGUAAUCAGGUUGGAGAAAUGAUUGAUCUGGAAGUUCCAGUACCAGUCCGUGAUAAACUAGAGGAUAAAACAAUCAGACUUAAAGAGAAUAGGUAUAUAUCAUUCGAGGACAGAGUGAUAAUGUUUAAUUCUGGUCUCAUUCGCGACCGGCUGUUUAAGGAAACAUGCGAAGUAGUGUAUAAAACCAUUACAAAGGUCCUCAGUAAUGAGAAAGCAAAGGGAUUGAAAGCAGUUGUCCUGGUUGGUGGUUUUGCUGAAUCGUCGAUUGUAGUCGAAAGCAUCCGACAAAUGAUAGGUAAAGAUUUCCCUGAAAUAAAAGUUGUGGUUCCAUCAUCACCCUUUAAGGCUGUCUUAAAAGGGGCAGUGCUCUUCGGACAUAACCCAAUGAUAUUUAAAAGUAGAAUCAGUAGAGAGACUUUUGGAAUAGGAACCAAUCAGAUUUUCGAUCCAAAAGUCCACAAUGAUUCAAGAAAGUUUAAACACAAGGAAACGGGAAAAGACUGUUGUGAAAAGGUUUUUCAUGUGCACGUACGGAAAGAUCAGUCUGUUGUUCUUGACAGUAAACAACCGAUUCAAAUAUAUGCUCCCUAA